UAAGUGUCAGCUGACGCCUCACAUGACAGGGAAACAGAUACGACUAGCUAACAGUGGGGAAACUGCUACUGUUUAGUUAUAUUAAAGACUGUCCGCUGUUUACUGCCGUGCAUAAUUGGAUUAGACGUGAAGUCUUUGCUCGUCUGUCCCCACUGAUAAAUUCUAGACAUGGUUCAGCCACUCUUCAAGCUGUGAAGAAGAGCCGCUUCGGACAGUCGCCGGUAAGACAGUGCAGCGACGCGUCAUGACCGCUUAAUAAGCUCAUAUAGUUGAUUUAGACGAAGGGUUUGGUAAUGUUAAGUCAUUAUGUUUCCAGAGGCCGUCAUCGGCUUGUCUUAAUGAGGACAUGUUAUCAAGCUGCAUCGUGUAGCAUUGCUGGUCAAACAGUCACCUGACUGUCCUUCAGAUGUCACCAGACAGCCUGAGGGGCCUUUCUGUUCUGUGUUCACUGUUUGCAGACUAUAGUUGCCAAGAUGAGUCCAGAAAUAAAAAUGCUUCUGAACAUCUUCAUCUUGGGCAUUGGCUUCAUGUUGAUGUUCACCGCUUUUCAAACGUGCGGCAACAUAGAACAAACUGUGAUAAAGAGUUUCAAUAGUACAGAGUUCCAUGGCAGCGGCUAUACAAGCAUGGCUAUUAUCUAUGGAGUCUUUUCAGCUUCAAACUUAAUAGCUCCCUCAGUGGUGGCUGUCAUUGGGCCUCAGCUGUCGCUGUUUUUCAGCGGACUAGUUUACAGUGGAUACAUUGCCAUGUUCAUCCACCCUUUUACCUGGAGUUUCUACACCUUUUCUGUUUUGGUUGGGAUUGCAGCUGCAGUGUUGUGGACAGCCCAGGGGAACCUCCUCACCAUCAACUCUACUGAUUCUACGAUUGGUCGAAACAGUGGCAUAUUCUGGGCUCUGCUGCAGUUUAGCUUAUUCUCUGGCAAUCUUUACAUAUAUUUAGCCUGGUAUGACAAAGUUCACAUAUUAGACAAGGACCGCAAGACAGUGUUCAUCUCACUCACCGUCAUAAGUCUAGUCGGCAACUUCCUCUUCUUCCUCAUUCAGCGAGUCGAGCCAGAGGCUCUGCCCUUAGAGGCCUCUGAGUCACUACUGCCGGGAGACACUUCUGAGAGUGAUUCAGUGGGGGUAGUGCCACAAAGUCGAGGAACUCUGGCUUUGGAUGCAUUCAAGAAAGCCAUUCAGCUAGCUGUGACCAAAGAAAUGCUGUUGCUGAGCAUUUCCAUCGCAUACACAGGACUGGAACUGACAUUUUACAGUGGGGUGUAUGGGACAUGUAUAGGAGCCAUGACUCGCUUCGGGAAUAAUGCCAAGAGUCUCAUUGGUCUCUCUGGAAUUUUCAUUGGUGUUGGGGAAAUUCUUGGUGGAUCUUUGUUUGGCAUGCUGAACCAGUGCAGCCACUUUGGACGAAAUCCAGUAGUACUCUUGGGACUACUCACUCAUUUUCUGGCUUUCUUCCUGAUCUUCCUUAACAUUGCCCCUGAUGCACCAUUAGCCCCAGAGGAAGGAACCGAGUUGCAGGGGUUCAUCACUCCCAAUGUGGAAGUGGCAGUGCUGUGCAGUUUUCUGCUGGGUUUGGGCGACAGCUGUUUCAACACUCAGCUGCUCAGCAUCAUCGGCUUCUUGUACCGUGAUGACAGUGCUCCAGCUUUUGCUGUUUUCAAGUUUGUACAGUCCAUUACAGCAGCCGUGGCCUUCUUCUACAGUAACUAUCUUCUGCUGCACUGGCAGCUGCUCAUUAUGGUGCUUGUGGGCUUCGCUGGCACGCUGUCCUUCUUCAUGGCCGACUGGAUAGUGGUCUGCCGCCGACGGGACUCUGAUUACGACAGCAUCUGACGUCUGGAGUUAGCAGAAGUGUAGUAGUGCCAGAAGAUCGUGUCAGUGCACCCCCCUCUUCAGUCUUCAGUUUGUUUGUUUUUUUUUUUUCCAGCUGCUUCUUGAAACCUGAGCUAAGGGAGUUUCACCAAAUGAAUUGUAUGUUACUGGUUUGUUUUUGCCAGUUCAUCUCAGUUCUGAAGACACCUACUUAACUUGGCCUUUCAGUCUCGGGGAACACUUAAUUGUUUUAUCCUUUCUGCUUUCCGAGAGGCAUUCGGCUGAACCUGUUUUUUUUUUUUAAUAUAAAUGUAGCAAGCCAUUGCAAAUAGAUUCCUGUUGUUGUUGCUUCUAGAGCAACUGUCUCAGCAGAACAACAUGAGAAUGUGUGGCCUCUAGCAUUUGCUCAUCCAUUAGAAGGGAGAAAAUAUCAUAUAUUUACAUUUUCAUAAUAGAAUCCAGUCAUUAGAAAAUCAUUUGACAAUGACAUUACACACUAGUCACAAAAAAUGAUUAUAUUCUGUAAACAAUGCAUGAAAUUCUGCACUCUACUGCUGAAGAUUGGCUCACUUAGAUGAGUAAUGUGAGCACUGACAAAUUUACUUUUACAUGUACCAGCCACUGGCAACAGUACAAUUAUAUAAUGUAAAUAUACUAUAAAUAGCUGAAAAGUUACUUUUUAUUCUUAGGCUUAAUGUUUGAAAUCUAGAACAGUAAUAGUACUUUUUUUUUUUCUUUUUUUUUUUUUUAAAGGAAAAAAAACCUUUACAAAGAAUUAAGUUUCUUCAGCUGUGCUUGCUAAAGCACAUGGGGAUCCUGGUCUGGGAAAAAAAUGGAAGUGCUGAUACUAGUCAGAGAGAAAUGUAGUGGUCCAGUGGGCCCCCACUGUACAGUUCUUUAAUAAUAGAGAACCCUAUCUGGUGCUGUGGAAAACAAUUUUUAACAACGGUUCUUUAAAAAAACAUAUACAAAUUUUCCAAUCAUAAAGAAGAACCAUUUACUCGUGCAAGGAGCCAUGUGUGACCUCAGGUGGUUCUGAGUGUUGGUUUCCAUUCCGAAAUGCUGUAUAUCUAUAUCCAUUUGUAACAUCUGUUGGAUGUUAUGUCACUCAUAAAGGUGGUAUUAAUCAGAAUAUAGCACUGAUAUUAUAUGGGUAAAAACCGUAUAUACUGAAUGAAAAUCCUUGAAAUUGUCUUUACUAAAGGACCCUUGAAGUACUUUUUUUUUCCUGCAGGCUUCACCACCACCCCAAAUCUGACACCUCAUUCAGCUAAUCAAAGACUUUUUAAUCAUUAGAUGGACCCCGCAGAGUUGAUAAGGGCUGGACCCAAAAUCUGUAAAAUCAGAUCUCCAGAAGACCACUGUCUUUAUACAAUACAAUACAAUACAUUUCCAUCCAUCCAUUUUCUAAGCCGCUUCUCCCUCAGGGUCGCGGGGGGGUGCUGAAGCCUAUCCCAGCGGUCAUCGGGCGGAAGGCAGGAUACACCCUGGACAGGUCACCAGUCAGACAGUUUCUACAGUGUUGUCAAUCAACAGACACUCCCUUUUUAUUUUAUGUGUAAAUUUGACACCACUGAGUGACCUCUGAAUCAUUUUCUCAUUUUAUUGAACUGAAUACCUUCAUUUAGACUAUAUUUGCAUGACUGGGUGGGAGAUGUAUAAAAACAGGUUUAUGCUGUUACUCUUCUUGUUUCUUGGAAUGGACUGUAUGUAAUCAUCAGCUUUAAUUCAGGGCAAUCUAUCUAAAGGAUGUUGAGGGAGAUAUGGGUAAACUUAAGCUGUAUUUAUGAAUAUUUGAUUGUUUACUUGAAUUACAUACUUGGCCUACUAUAAAUGAACUCUGGAUGGAGUCAGGAGUUUCUGCUUGUCUUUUAUACAUAAGAUUAAACUUUAUUUUGAGACAUUA
This is a messenger RNA of Pygocentrus nattereri (red-bellied piranha), 3720 nucleotides long. RefSeq names its product major facilitator superfamily domain containing 11 (gene mfsd11). NCBI's taxonomy places the organism in Eukaryota, Metazoa, Chordata, Actinopteri, Characiformes, Serrasalmidae. The transcript is spliced from 13 exons. The coding region runs from base 474 to 1835 and encodes 453 amino acids. The record is from RefSeq and is a predicted model, not a curated record.